This is a messenger RNA of Myxocyprinus asiaticus (Chinese sucker), 3903 nucleotides long. It is a transcript of the gene frmd8, whose product is annotated as FERM domain containing 8. The transcript has 11 exons. The coding region runs from base 153 to 1568 and encodes 471 amino acids. The record is from RefSeq and is a predicted model, not a curated record. Gene Ontology annotation, cellular component: plasma membrane; cytoskeleton. Lineage: Eukaryota; Metazoa; Chordata; Actinopteri; Cypriniformes; Catostomidae. Gene Ontology annotation, biological process: negative regulation of canonical Wnt signaling pathway.
ACUGUAGGCGCUGUUUUAAGAACAUUAUCCAGCUGCGCUGCUGCUGCCGUCAUACUCUCAGCCCUUUUGUGCAACUUAAUCCCUCCCAAUAUUGAUGCUUUUAGUCUCUUUUCGUCGAGAAAGAAGCAUCUGAAGCGAAGGACAUUGUAUCGAUGGAGGAAGAUGAUGGCGACUUCAUCCCUGAGCCAUCAGAACACUCUCAUUCCCAGCGAGGAAGUGUGGCUUCCUCAGUCACCAGAGCCCAGGAUUUGUUGGUGUACUUGGCGAGUGACAGUGCAGUGCACAUGACUUUGGAGAGUCUUGGUUGUAUGAAUGCUCAGGAGCUUGGUCGCAAUGUCCGGGAGGCCCUCAACAUUCCCAACUCUGCUGUAGAUGUGUUUGCUUUCUGGUUCUGCUCUCCCUUGCUUGAACUGCAGCUGAAGCCAAAACAUCAGCCCUACAAGCUGUGUCGUCAGUGGCAGGACCUGCUCUACCGCUUCACUGAGGCCCCUGCAGAAGACAUUUCUCAAGAUGAGCCCAGCCUUCUGUACAAAAGAAAUGUUUUUUAUCCCAGGUCAAAAGAACUUCAGAUUGAAGAUGAAGGAGUUUUAAGGCUGCUUUAUGACGAGGCCAAGAUGAAUAUCUUGCAGGGCCGUUACCCUUGUGACCCUGAACAGUGGUUGACGUUGGGAGCGUUGUCCUGUGCUAUUGAGCUGGGGACAGGGCUAGAUGACAAGGCUGUCAGAGCAGCAAUCAGAGAGAAGAAGCUGUCCUCCUUCCUGCCAGCCCAUGUUGCAUUAGGAGGAGGUUUUCUGUCCACACUGAGGGGGUGGGGAGGGCGACACGCUGAGAUGGAGCAAAAUCUUAUAAAGGAGUAUCAUUCAGUCUGCUCCUCUUCUGCAUCCAGCUCCACCCAGGACCCCACAGUUCUGCUGCAUCAGUACCUCAGGAACAGCCACACCUUGCCUUACUAUGGAUGUGCUUUCUUCAUGGGUGAGAUAGACAAGCCAGCCCAGGGCCUCCUUCACAGAAGUGGACGUAAGGCUGUGAACGUAGGCAUCAGUCUGGAAGGAGUAUAUGUCAUGGAUGUGAAAGAGAAGCAUGUCCUCCUUGGUCUGAAGUUUAAUGAACUUUCUUGGGACCACAGUUACCCAGAGACAGAGGGUGACUCGCAUAUACUCUGGCUGGAGUUUGAUGGGGAGGAGGCUGGCGUGCCUGUCAACAAAUUAUUAAAGAUUUAUUCCAAACAGGCAGAGCUGAUGAGCGGUCUGAUUGAGUUUUGUGUGGAGUUACGCUCUGUUGGUGAGUCAUCGGCUACAGGGACUGAUGGUGAAGUCACACCUUCCCAAGCACCUUCGGGUCAGGUGGAAGGCAGCGAGAAAACUCGAGAGAAACGGCAGGGGAAACUGCGCAGACUGAGCAGCGUGGUCUGUAGCCGAGUACAUUCGCUCAGUACCAUCAGCUAUGUCAAUGACGGUAAAGAGAUCAAGCGCCUGAAGCCAAAGAGAGCUGCUUCUUUUUUCACACGACAGACGCAGCCCCCCACUUACUCAGCUGUUGAGGUGACUGAAAAUUUGGAGCAUGGGUGAGCCCCAACUUCACCACUGCCCUCUUCUGCCCUAUGACCAAAACUACAUCUGUCCACUGAGAUUCCUAGAGACACUGUUCCUUACACAAUACGGAACUGAUCUGAAUGGAUAGAUCGGACCAAGAACAAAGACCGACGAGCUGAACCACUAUUUAUAGAUGAUUUGUGCAUUGUUACAAAGCUUUCUCCGUUGGCCGUUUAAAAAAAAAAAAAAAAAAAGAAUGUGAAAUUUGAUUUAAUUGUGCUGUUGUGUUAAAGACAUUUUGGUUCUAUUGCAGUGGCUGUUAGACAGACAAGGGAAUGGGGCAUGACAAACAGAUCUGAAAUCUCUAUUUAGGAUCUCUGAAUGUAGAUUUCAACUAUGCAACCAUCAAACCAAACUACAUCCCAGUGGCUUAAAUCAAGAGCACCAAAGCAAACAGUCAAUGCCUUUAGUAUAGGCCAACUGCUUCUAUACACAUACCAGGGCUCCUUUAUUUGGCAGAGCAUUGCAGAGGCUGCAUAGAGUGAGAAAUGACAUUCUGUGCUACAUGUCUACAGAAUGUUUAUAUUGUUUUUUAUUGGGCUUGUCUGCUUAUGCACAUUUCUACUGAGCAACAAGAUUGUUGUGGUACUACAUCAUCAAAUAGAUUUUUAUUUGUAUGUAUGACACAGCAAAUCAAGUGUUUUUGCAUAGUUCACAGAAACUUUAAUGCGUAGAGUCUCAAGACGACUUUUUUGAUAGAAGUUUGAGUAGCGUGUAUCAGUGGUCCCAUUACUUUGUUGCUUGGGAGAAUCAUGAUUUUCUGAUGAGGUGCAAUGUAACGCUCUGCUCAAAAAUAUCCAGGUCACACAAAAAUUAAUCUGCAUUUGGAAUGCCAAGAGAACCUUUUAGAUGUCUACAUUCACUUUAGUUCGCCACAUUAGUUUUAUAUCACCAGCUGUGGAGGUAUUUAGUUAUGCAGUGUAUGAAAAUUUUCACUAAGCAUUGUACUGUAUUUCCAGGCCUUUCGAGCUGAUGGAAAUUAACUAAAUGAAAUGUAUCAGAUGUUUUGCAAAAUGAAUGGCAACACAGGGCUUGACACUUGACUUGUCGGAUGUUAUUCUUAUGUGAUCCUAACAUCUAAAUGUCAGUUUACACGUGUUCAAUGGAAUAUAAAUGAGGCACUGCAAUAUGGUCAUAAAAAAGAGUUUCAGUCUACUGACUAUAAGUAAGCCAUCCAUAAGUAAAUUUUCUCUAAAGCUGUGAACACUGUGUCACUGUGGCGCUAUAUAAACAUAUUCCUGUGUUUAUUUUGAGCAACCUGCUUAGACCUGAUCCAAGAACAUUACUCAACCAAUGCCAUGAGUUGGGGGCGGGACUAUCUGACUUGUUUGAACAAUUGAAGAUGAGGGGCAUAUUCAGAAAGCUGUUUUGAAAACAUUGUUUAUUUUCGCAAUUCCGUUCAGUGACACUUGUGUCACAGAAAUUAUAUGCUUCUGCUUUAAAUCCCAUGGCUAGUGUUAUCUAUAAUCCCUUGCAAAACAGAGUGCAGUAACAACACAUUUUGUCUAAAUUGAGUUAUGACCAAAAUCUGGUCUCCUAGACCAUGACAGUACCAUGGCUACCCUGAUUUUCUGAAGUUUGCAUAAUUUCUGGAUCACUGUAUGGCUGAAUUUGUGUUCCUGAUGGUUAUCCAUUUUGCUAUUAAUGUUAAUGCACUUUUAUUUCUUUUUUUUUUUCUUUUCUUUUUUUUUAUACAAGAGACUUAAGCAUUAUGACAAGUAAACAAUGAAUUUUACUUGUCUGAAGGACAAAUACCUGGAAAAGCUUAAUGUCAAGCCUUACAAAAUGAACAGCUCUUUACUUACCAAACAGAAGUCUGUAUUUACCCAUGCUUGUCAUCUACAGGUUUAAAUUAAUUUUGUGAAAUAUGCAUGUUUCUGUAAACUUUCUUUACCUGCUUACAUAUGGGACUUGAUCACAUUUAAAAGUGUGUAAAAUGAAAAUAUUUCAAAAUUCCGUAAUAAGCUGAACUGUGAAAUGAAAACAGCACCCAGUGGUUUGAAAUACAGACCAGCAGAAUGGUAGAAAAUGAACUGUAUACACUGAAAUCAGAAAAUGUCACUGCAUAUGUGCAGAGCUUAUGUACUGCCAUCAAGACAAUAAUCCCAAAUUGCUUUAUCCCGAAUCUUCUGUAUUAUUGUACCAUACAUUAUCUUUUAUUUUAAAAUUAUUCUACAUGUCACAUACAGUAUAUGCACCCACUAACUGUACUGUAGUCACAUCUAUGUCAUAGAACUACUAAAUCUGUACUAAUUUAAAGUGCCUUUUUUGUGUUGUGAUUUUUCUCUCACUACAGUUUUAGCUGUCACAC